CAGGCACAUUCCGUACAGAGAAAACAAAAACCUCACUGGAACAGCUCGGUAUGCAAGUGUGAAUACUCACCUUGGAGUCGAACAAAGUCGAAGAGAUGAUUUGGAAGCACUUGGUUAUGUGCUUAUGUAUUUCCUCAAAGGGAGCUUACCCUGGCAGGGAUUAAAAGCUGGGACAAAGAAGCAGAAGUAUGACAGAAUUAGUGAGAAAAAAGUAGCAACUCCUAUAGAGGUAUUGUGUAAAAAUCAACCGUCUGAGUUUGUUUCAUACUUUCGUUACUGCCGGUCUCUACGGUUUGAUGACAAACCUGAUUACUCUUACCUGAAGAGGCUAUUUUGCGACUUGUUUAUUCGAGAAGGUUAUCAGUUUGAUUAUGUAUUUGACUGGACAGUUCUGAAGUAUCCUCAGAUUGGUUCCACCUCUGGUUCUAGUUCACGGACACGGAAUCAUACAACUGCGAAACCGGGGUUAAGUGCAGGACCUUCUCUCGAAAAACCGGAGAGGAUUGCUGGAAAGGAGACUCGCGAGAACCGGUUCUCGGGUGCAGUUGAGGCUUUCUCAAGAAGGCAUCCGACAACUUCUACUCCGCGUGAUCGCUCGGCAUCAAGAAACUCCGAUGAUGGGCCUUUGUCUAAGCAUCCGCCUGGUGACUCAGAAAGACCACGCAGUUCCUCAAGAUACGGAAGCUCUUCGAGGAGAGCAAUUGCGUCAAGCUCUCGACCAAGUUCCGCAGGUGGACCAAGCGAUAGUCGAUCCUCUAGCCGUCUGGUGACAUCAACUGGAGGAGUCGGAACGGUAAGCAACCAUGCAUCAACAAGCCAGAGAAUCCAACCAGGAAACGAAUCCAAGACAUCGUCUUUUUCGCGUGCAGCUAGAAACACUAGAGAAGAUCCAUUAAGGAGGAGCUUAGAGCUUCUCUCUCUCCGAAAAUGAAACCUGACAAAGAAGAAAGUCAUUAUACGUACAAACCAAACGAACAAAACAAUAGACAGAUAAUCGUAAGAGAAUCUGCGUUAAGAUACAUAAAACGUUCCAUAUAUACGUAUAUAGUUUAUUUUGUAUAUUUAAAACAGUUUUAGAAGCCGAAAUUUCAUUAUGACGCAGACUCAAAAACACACUUUUGUUGGUAGGCUUCGAUCUAUCUGUAAUAAAUAAAAAAUAUAAAUUGUUUACCCUGUG
Arabidopsis lyrata subsp. lyrata is the source of this 1177-nucleotide messenger RNA. Its product is annotated as casein kinase 1-like protein 9. Gene Ontology annotation, molecular function: protein serine/threonine kinase activity. Gene Ontology annotation, cellular component: nucleus; cytoplasm. The transcript has 9 exons. Gene Ontology annotation, biological process: signal transduction; peptidyl-serine phosphorylation; endocytosis. Bases 125 to 931 code for a protein of 268 amino acids. NCBI's taxonomy places the organism in Eukaryota, Viridiplantae, Streptophyta, Magnoliopsida, Brassicales, Brassicaceae. The record is from RefSeq and is a predicted model, not a curated record.